AUGGCCUCCACCAAUACUGAGGCUUCCCCGACUCCGCCGGCAACUGCCCUCUCUCCAUUCUUUCGCACCCUUCCUCCCUUACUCCCCCUUCACUCUUGGUUUUCUGGACCGUCUACUAUGAAUAACGACUCAGGCGUUCAGUUCGUGGCCGCCCGGCCCCGGAAGCGGGACCAUCGUGAAAUGACUGAAUCCCAUAGCCGCCAGUCCUGGCGACAAAACGCCGAAGCGUCGUCCUCUAGAUCCCAUCCGCGGCGACCGUCCUCGCCACCACCACCGUUACGAUACCCCGGAGACGGCCUCGACUUCCGGAGACCUGCGCAGAGCACCGCACAGGGUGCCGUUAUCGAUCUCACGAACGAGCCAGAUUCACCUCCGCAGACCUUUCAGUCCCGGGGUACGAACACAGGGGGUCGAUCUAACACACAACCACGACCCCCUCGUUUCGGCAGACCAAUCAUGACUGAGGUAGUAGACCUGGAAGAAGAGCCGGAAGCCAGUGGACAGGCACCCAGCUCGCCUGAGGUCCAAUUUAUAGGGUCAUCUGUUCGUCCGCCUCUCGCACGCCCACGCGAACACAAUUUCGGCAACGACCUCCUGCAAAUGCUGCAUCUCCACGACCCCCGGAUCCAUGGGGUCCCGCGCCGAGAUGUCUUCAGGGAAGAGGUUGCGAGACGAGCACGGCAAAUUGCCCGACACCCUCCUUUGGACGUGGAUGCAAUCUGGGUGGGAGGGCCGGGCAGUGCGAUGGAUCUGACCAGUUUCAACCUGGACAUGGAUCUCAUGUUUCGAAACUUUACAACGCCGCCCGACAGAGGACCGCCUGCCAGUUCAUAUAAACCCCCCAGCCCAGCACCGGAGGGAUUCACGAGAACGGUGGGAGAAGACGAGGUUGUGUGUUGCCCGAACUGUGACGCGGAGCUAGGCGUCGGCGACGACACAAAACAACAGAUUUGGGUGGCGAAGCAAUGUGGUCACGUAUACUGUGGCGAAUGUGCAACCCAUCGGUCGAAAUCGAGCGCAAAGAAGGCCGCCAGUCAACGAGUCAAGCCCUUCUCUAAAUGUCAAGUCUUUGACUGCGGCAAGUCAGUCAGUGCACCGAAAGCGAUGUUCCAAGUCUUUAUUUAG
Molecule: messenger RNA, 1125 nt
Organism: Aspergillus affinis
Lineage: Eukaryota; Fungi; Ascomycota; Eurotiomycetes; Eurotiales; Aspergillaceae
Product: putative RING finger domain protein
Exons: 3
Coding region: 1-1125 (374 amino acids)
Cellular component (GO): SUMO-targeted ubiquitin ligase complex
Molecular function (GO): ubiquitin-protein transferase activity
Source: RefSeq, a predicted model, not a curated record